This is a messenger RNA of Pocillopora verrucosa, 1412 nucleotides long. RefSeq names its product all trans-polyprenyl-diphosphate synthase PDSS2-like. Gene Ontology annotation, molecular function: prenyltransferase activity. The record is from RefSeq and is a predicted model, not a curated record. NCBI's taxonomy places the organism in Eukaryota, Metazoa, Cnidaria, Anthozoa, Scleractinia, Pocilloporidae. Gene Ontology annotation, biological process: isoprenoid biosynthetic process; ubiquinone biosynthetic process. Gene Ontology annotation, cellular component: mitochondrion; transferase complex.
GAUGGCGGCAGUCGUGUUCGACUUCGCAAAAGGGAGAAACUCAUUUCUUUUCGCUUUUCGCUCAGUUAGAUGCUAUUGUAACUCUAACUGCUUCAUCACGUAUCGUAGUAUUGCGCCUCUAUCAAGGCAGUCGCAAAAUUCAAACCUUUCUAUCAGGAGACACUUUUGGUCUUCGAGACAAGACGAUUUAACCCGAGCUCUCUCGGAUGCCGAGAAAAUUGUUGGCUAUCCGACCUCAUUCCUUAAUUUACGAUACCUGUUGAACGAUGAGAUCUCUAACAUUGCCAUGUAUAUGAAGAGGUUCGCCAUGAGCAAGCACCCCAUGCUUCGAACGGCUCGAGGCUUCGUUUCGGACGACAACCAGACGACGCAAACUCGAGGACUUUUAGUGCUUCUUAUGUCUAAGGCCUCUCGGUCAUGUUUGCAAGACGAAUGGAAGAUGGAUCAGGAACUGGUCGCUGAUAUUCAUUCAAGCCAAAGACAGCUGGCCGACAUAACCGAAACUAUACACACAGCCAACCUGGUGCAUACAGGAAUUGUUGAUUUAGCAAGUAUCUCUUCAUCCAGCAAGUCUUAUCAAGAUGACAUGGAAUUUGGUAACAAGAUGGCAGUGUUAAGUGGUGACUUUCUUUUAGCCAAUGCUUGUACAGGAUUAGCAGAACUUAAAGACACUGAAGUCGUUCAAAUGAUUUCAGAGGUAAUUGGACAUUUGAUGGAAGGUGAAUUCCUGAAAAUCACAUUUAAUGCUGAUAAUUUGAACUUGGAGUUUUGGAGUGAGUUAUCAUUCAAAUGUAAAGGAAGCUUGAUGGCAAACAGCUGUAAAGCAGCUUUGAAGAUUGUUGGUCACUCAGCUGAGCUUCAGGAAACUGCAUUUGAAUUUGGCAAAAACAUUGGUUUCGCUCAUCAGUUGAAGAAAGAUCUUCAGGCCUUACAUGAAGAAAAAUCUACCACUAUCCUCCACACUGCACCUGUAAUUAUUUCCAGUAAACAAACUGAAGUGAAAACAUUGAUCAUGCAAAUAUUACUAGAAAAGAACACAGAGAAGCUGGAUCAUUUGCUUCAGGAACUGUCCUCUAUUGCAUCUCAGGGAGAAACAUUAACAAAGAUGAAAGACCUGAGUUUGGAUUAUGGAGAGAAAGCUCUUCAAUCACUUCAGCUGUUUCCAGACUCUGAUGCAAAGCAAGCAUUGAUUAACAUAGCAAAUUCAUGUACUUUACAAGGGUAAAGUAACAUGAAAUUGAAAGUAGCAUAUUUAUUUUUUUAUGGUAAGUGAGCUUACUAAGGAAAAUAUGUUUACCCUCUCUUUCAACAGAGGAAACCUGUCAAUCACUUUUGUCAAAGAAAACUGUAAGAACCAAUCAAAGUGCAUGCGUAAUUAAGCUUAUCUUAUAGAGAGAGAUCCACCCUAUUGU